Molecule: messenger RNA, 6777 nt
Organism: Kluyveromyces lactis
Lineage: Eukaryota; Fungi; Ascomycota; Saccharomycetes; Saccharomycetales; Saccharomycetaceae
Gene: TAO3
Product: Tao3p
Exons: 1
Coding region: 1-6777 (2258 amino acids)
Biological process (GO): cell morphogenesis
Cellular component (GO): site of polarized growth; cell cortex
Source: RefSeq, a predicted model, not a curated record
AUGAACUCUGGGUUUAUGUUUCCUCCAGUGGGGAAAGAAAACAGGGCACAUGGUACCUUACUUUCUGAUGAUAUGGGUAAUGAUUUUAAGUUUCCAAGUGAGAAUGUGAACCAAGUAGAGGUUGAAAAGCAACAACAGUAUCCUUCCACCCAGAUUGACCAGGGGGCUGUGCAACAUAGCAAUACAGAUUAUCCUCAACAGACACUGAAUAUCAUAGACAUUCCACCGGUAGAUCCUAAUGGUGUGACCCCAGAACAAUUCCAUAUCAAUGCAUUGCAAUUGAACAAGCCGGGAGAUAACCUGUCGAACAAAAUUACAAACAAUAUAAAUUACAGCAUCAACGAGGUAUCUCAGCAACCAAGACCUGAUCCUGCAUCUGCUAAUAGUACAUCCUCAUUCCCCGAUGAAUACGUUGCCGGAUUAAGACAGAAAUCGGCAACUGACUGGAAAAGUCCGUCUGAAUACGCAUUACACAUUCUUUUCACAAAGUUCGUAAGAUUUGCCGAGAUGAAGCUUAAUAUAUGUUUACAAUAUCCGAGAGAGACGGAACCUCCAAUUAUAGAAAUUUUAGGAGAAGGCAAGGAUAUAGAAUUUGACAAAAUUAUAGAAUCGUUGGGUUUCAUUUCCAAGAAAAAUGCGAAACCGGUAAUAGAUGCAAUGAUGUUUUGGAGGAAGACAAAGUCUGAAGUAGCUGCUUUAGCAGCGGAAAAACUGGAUAAAAUCAUGCAAGAAUAUGAGCAGUAUGUGAAGAAUAAUGAGCAAGUUCUGGCAGCUAGUCGAACUCACUCAAAAUCAUCUAGCUCAGCUAGCAGCAGGUUGACACAUAGAAGAAAUACCUCAUCAAAGUCCUCUACAAGCCUGAAUUCUCAUUCAGAUCCCAAAUUUGCAUCAUUAGAGAACCAGGUAGAGAGAACAAAAGAAAUGGCUUUCCAGGCCGAUAGAAAAUCUCUUAUUACCAUUUAUAUUUUGUGUCGUGUUUUGAUCGAGAUUGUCAAGCAGAAUCCUAUGGACUUUGAUGAUGAGUUAAGUACGAAGCUUGAAGGUAUCGUUUUCACACAAUUGAAGACUACCGAUCCAUCAUCACUGUCUUCAACGCUAAUUAAAUCAGCAAAUUGGAACUCGUUCGCGGAAUUAUUAGGCUGGAUGAGUGAAAAAAAGUUUAUCUCUGUCAGUGAUAAAUUUAUAGCAGAUCUCGAAAAAAUCCCUCCCAAAGUUCCCCGUGAUCAAGAGCCCUCUGUGCACCUUUUAAUCCUAGGAAUGCGUUAUUUGAGGCUUAAAAACUAUCCUCUAGAAAUGUUUGAGGAAAGUGCAGGGUUCAUCAAAUCUAUUUCGAAGUUCUUUGCUCCGUCCCAAAACACUUCUAUUCGUUUGGCUUAUGCUGAAGUACUAAGUCAACUUUUAUUGCCGUUGGCUGGAGCAAUGACAGCAGAGGCUAAUCAUCCAACGUGGAUAGAAGCAAUGACGUCGAUCCUAGCUACCUGUAAAAAACUUCAAACUGACAGCAAAUGCUGGACACUUGCUUUCAAGUUGACCGUGGCAGUGUUGUGUGUCUCAGAUACUGAAUUGUUUUCCAAAAACUGGUUAUCUUUGAUCGAGAAGAACGUUACCAAAAUUAAAUCUAAGUCAUUAGAAGAUCGUGUUGCUUUCUCCAUGGGCCUUUCAAGGUUGAUAUGGGUCUAUCUUUUCAGAUGUACUGAAACCUUAAACAAUACAGACAAAACGUUGACAAAAUUGUUCUCGUUAUUUUUGAGUUCAAAGAAGAAGGAGAACUGGAUCACGACAGAUAUGGAUAUCAUAAACCCUCUAUGUGAUGUUUUCGUGACUGUGGGAUACGUUCAUCCUACCUUCGUAUUUGAAAAUGUUCUUCUACAUUUGAUGAAAUCCUCCUUUAAUGGGACGAAUUUAGAGAAUAUUGCACAUGAAAAAUUGAUACUAGUCAUCAAUACUUAUAGAGGAUUACUUAUGACUAAAGAAAGGCCUAUAUUCCCUGAUGGAGAACGCAGGUUCUAUGAAGUUGACUUGAAUAAGAUAUCGGUACAUUCUUCGGAUAAAAAUUGGGCCAAUCAUGAGGAACUUGUGAAGUAUUUGUACAAACUUUUCAUGUUACUUGAUUCUAAUAUAGGAUCAGAGGUGUGGUCACCGGAAAAUGAACACCGUCGCCAACCUUCCACACCUUUCUCAAAUAUCACAAAUUUUGGUUUCGGAAUCAAUAAUGAUAACAGUGCAAAUUAUGCACGAAGCCUGAAUAUGGCACUUUUUGCAACCCUUAUUGAGGUUUUGCCCUGCUGUUUGUCAGUGUCUCAAAGCAUUCCAUUCAAAUCUACGAUUGAAAUUCUAUCCAGGAAUGCUGUCCACGCAGAUCAGCUGAUUGCGACAAGUGCCCAAAAUGCAUUGAAAGUAUUAGCUGCCAAAAAGAAUCCCUACACCCUAAUAACUUGGUUCGCUAAAUACUCAUUUGAUUUCGAUGAAAAGACACAAUCAAGGUAUAGCUUGUAUUAUCUUUCUUCCGCAGAAUACAGAACAUUGCUUGCACUAUACGUCGAAUUGCUUGAAUGCUGGCUCGAAGAUUUUACUAAGAACGACAUCCAACAAUCAGAAUCAGAUGCCGCUCUCAAUGGAAUGAAACUGCCCCCCAAAACUUUGGAAGCGAAUUAUCAUGAAUUAGAGAAAAUUGAAUGGAAAAAUACCCAAACUGUCGUGGAAGAUGUCGAAGGCAACGGUUUAUUCUUUCUCUGCAGCGCCGAUGCUUCUAUCCGCCGAUUAGCAAUUCAAAUUCUUCAAUUGACUUCCAAAUUCGAUAAAGCGUUGAUGCAAAAGGCAACAACAUAUGAUAAAGGUCACUCAAGAUCUUCUUCUCGUUUGGUAGCGGAAAGUGGAUCAAGAUUGAUCGAUAUGCUCCCAUCUUAUGAUAUUCCAAAACUGCUAGAACCUGAGAAGCAAUCGCUUAGUGUGGCCGAAAAGUCUAGACUUGUCAAGUUAACCAUGAAAUCUAAGACGAACAUCUUAGUCAGACUUUGUGAAUCUGAAUAUGGGGUCGAUGCGGCUCUUUGGCAAAGAGUAUUUCCAAAACUCUUAACGUACAUAUUUGAACAAUCACCAGUAACUAUGGCAUUAUGCAGGUCCAUCGUCUGCAUUCGUUUAGUGCAACUUUAUGAACUAAUUUUAUCAAUAAUGAGCAACUCCACUGAGAAGUUCAAGGAUAUACUGCCCGAAGCUGUAGUAAAUCAAUGGAAGCUUUAUCUAAUUGUGGCUUGCAGCUCUCUUACUUCAACGAAUGACCAAAAACUACACAUUCCAGCGGCUACUGGACAGCAUGGCCGUAAGAAAAGUCAGCAAAUUUUCACCGUUCAGCAUCAAAAAAUCAAAUCUGCUACUUCUGUUUUCAAAAUGGUCUUGCCUCUAUUAAACUGCAACAAAAACUUUAUUAAAUCUGCAGUAAUCACUGGUUUGAGUGCAAUGAAUAUCAACAUAUACCGCGCAUACAUUGAAAGUAUAGAUCAAUUUAUGACAAGCUGGAACAUAAACAGCUCCAACAAUGUUAUGAGAAUGGAAAUGGUCCAUAUUCUAGUAAUAUUAUCUCCAUUUUUACAAGAUCCACUGAUUAACUCAGAUGACUGGAUUUUACAGAAAUUGUCUCAUUAUCUGAAGGAAAUGAAAAGUUUCCUUGAGAUAGAUGAAGUUCAAAAAUCUUUUGAGUUUCAACCUUUGCGUCAUUACUUUUCUGGUUUCCUUUCCAGUUUCUACUUCUCGAUUAGAACGAAAGUUGAUUGUGAUACCUUCUUUCCAUUCGAGGCGAGGGCAUCUUGCUUCAAUUUCUUAAAAGAAUGGUGUGGAUACGGCCAGUAUACUUCGCUAUCUUCUCAACGAUAUCGAUACAUGGCUGCAAAUUCCCAAAAGGCAUACGAAGAUGCAACCUUUGCAACGGCUUUAGAGUUUCAAAAAAGCAAGCUAGAGACCGUUGCACUUGAAUGCAUGAUCGUGUUGUGCUCAGGAGAGGUUUCUAAAACCAUAUAUGACACCAACGGUCUCCCAAUACAGAUGUCAUUUGAUAUUGCUGGUUUACUUUGCUGGAUUGAUUCACUCUUGCACGCUCCGAAUGACAAAAUAAAAAUACUCGGAGUCAGAGCUUUGAAGACAAUUCUUGAAGCUAACACUUCCAACGUUCAACUUAUGAGGGAUGUUCUGCAUCAAAUAAAGUUACAAACAUCAGAUAAUUUGAUUCAUCAUGCGUAUUAUUCGCUUUUCUGUGAAGCCAUUUGCAGACAGGAUACGCUACUUUUAACUGAGGAUGAACUGGUUGCAUUUGGUUUGAAUGGUGUUGUAAGCAACGAUAAAGCAAUGAGAGAGCACGCAAUCGAUUUAUUAAUAUUCAUUGAAAGUAAACUUUAUGAAUCCUCAUAUGCAAGAAUAUUCAAAGAGCGGUUAUCAAAUCAGUCGAAAACUGUAUACAAAUCUACCGCUCAAGAGAUAUCAAAUAUUUUCGCCGAAUUGUUGCCGCAGGAAGUGAGAUUGAAAGUAUUUUCUAGAAUGUCAGAGUACUUCCACUUACUGCCUACUGAAUUAAAACAGAAUGUUCUCGUUAUGUUUGUCCCGUGGGUCAACAAGUUUACCUUAAAGUCAUCCGAGGACUUGGACACUUUCAUGGUAUUAAAUAAUACCUUUGCUUUGACAAUCUAUUCAAAGAACAGAUAUCCAAUGGAAGUAGAACAAUUGUGGAUUUCGUUAGGUAAAGGAAACUCAUUCCAAAACAUUCACGUUGUUUUAGAAUAUAUUAUAUCUACAUCUAUCAACUGCAGGAACCCAGAGUUUGUGAAGCAUGCUAGAGAGAUUGUGCUAUUUUUGGCUAAUGUUCCGGGUGGAAUGGGCGUCAUAGAUACGUUAUUCCAUAGUCUAGAGCCGAAACAUAUAAUCCCAACAUCGAAAAUACUUCGCGAAGAGCCACAAAAUAAUGAUAAAUAUUCCUUCAUUGCAGAUAUCUGGACAAUCUUGGAUUAUCGUGGUAAAGAUGUUGUUUUCUCUAAGGCUCAACUAUCAAUGAUUUUCUUGGUCAACUUAUUGAUAAUUCCGAAUGAAUCAGUAAAAUCUCGUCUACCGUUAUUGCUCCAUAUAUCCGUUUGUCUACUUGAUCAUCACGUACCUAUCAUCCAAGAUAGCGCGAGUCGUAUCUUAUGUGGUAUUAUUUAUGGCCUGGAACCUACCAACAAAAAUUCCGAUGAAACCGUCAACCUUAUCAAAAAUCGUCAAAUGCUCUGGACGUAUGAGAACUUGACAAAGGAAUCUGGUGCCAGAUCUCCCAAAAGCAUGGACACAAUGAUACGUAAUAUCAUUAGCAUAUUUUCAGAAAUUGAGACCUUACAGGAGGACUGGCAGCGAAUCUCACUCAAAUGGGCCACCACUUGUUCUGUUCGUCAUAUUGCCUGUCGAUCUUUUCAAAUUUUUAGGUCCCUCUUGACAUUCUUAGACCAGGAAAUGCUACGAGACAUGUUGCACAGAUUAUCCAACACUAUUUCCGACGAGAAUCCAGAUAUCCAAGGGUUUGCAAUGCAAAUUUUGAUGACAUUAAAUGCAAUUACAGCAGAAUUGAAUGCUGAUAAGUUAAUUGAUUUCCCGCAGCUAUUUUGGUCGGUCGUUGCUUGCCUUAAUACUAUACAUGAACAAGAAUUUAUAGAAGUUUUAUCUUCCCUUUCGAAGUUUGUUUCUAAGAUCGAUUUAGAUUCACCAGACACAGUUCAAUGCUUGAUUUCAACGUUCCCAUCAAAUUGGGAGGGAAAAUUUGAUGGACUUCAGCAGAUAGUUAUGAUCGGAUUGCGAUCAUGCAACUCAUGGGAGAUUUCGUUGCAAUUUUUAGAUAGAUUAAAUUUGCUCAACGAUAGUCAAAUAAUAGCGAAUAAGGAAUCACGUAUUUUGUACGCCUUACUUGCAAAUCUGCCACGGUUCCUAUACGCCCUUGAUACGAAUGAUAUGAACGAUGGUGUUGUACGCGGUGCUAACUGCUUGAUUUCUUUAUGUAUGGCAAAUGAUGAGCCAUCGCUAUCAAGAAUUAUAGACUCAAUGGUGAAGAACAAAUUCAGAUCGAAGAAGGAUUUCAUGAGCCAAAUUGUUAACUUUAUUAGUUCGAACUUUUUCCCAAAUUAUGCCCCUCAAGCUUUGGUAUUCUUAUUGGGUCUUCUUUUCAACAGCAUGGACUGGGUUAAGAUACAAACUAUGCAACUACUAAAACAUAUCUUUCCAUUGACGGAAUUAUCCAGACCGGAGUUUAUAGGCGUCGGGGCCGACUUCAUUUCACCAUUGCUAAGGCUAUUACUUGGUGAAUUGGAAUCCGACGCGUUAGAGGUACUCAAUACCAUCCCUAAGGUAUCGGGGAGCAAGAUGGAUAAAGAUGUUCUCAGAAUAAGUAUGGGAAAUAAGGACGCGAAGAAGGUAUAUAACAAGACAGCGACCUUAUUUGGAAUCCCCGAAGAGAGCGGCUGGUCUAUUCCCAUGCCUGCGUUGACGGCGGCAUCGACUCGGCAUAAUGUGCACGCUGUAUUUACAACUUGCGCGGUAAUGGUCGGUGGGGAAGUUGAUAAUGGCGAUUCAGGUAUUCUAGAAGAGAUUGUCGAAUUCCAUGCUGAUGGUGGUUAUGUACAAGGAACAGAUGAAUUCGGUGACGUGGUAUCUGUCACAGAAGACAAAGACCCUUCGUUAAGCCAUAUGUGGGCCGAAUUAGACGAUCUUGGCUCUUUCUUCAAUAAAUCGGAUUUUAUGGAGGAAGAACAGGAAGAAGAUGAUGUCUGA